Bursaphelenchus xylophilus (pine wood nematode) is the source of this 7515-nucleotide messenger RNA. The record is from the annotation of a GenBank genome assembly. Lineage: Eukaryota; Metazoa; Nematoda; Chromadorea; Rhabditida; Aphelenchoididae.
AUGUCAUCGCGGACAUUUUUGAAACCGAAGGUAAGUUGUACAAAAAGAAAAUAAUAAUGAAAUAAGGAAAAUGAGACGCAAGAUAAGGUGAAAAUUUAAUUGUAGAGUCCACUCAGAGCUAAGUUUUGGAUUGUAAAGCAUUUUGUGAGCUCAGAUCGACCAGAUUGGAAAGCAAUCGAGGACAUUGCUUUUGUAGACCGUGAAUUUUAUCUGAUCUGCAGAGCUUUCACUCGUUAUAAAAAUGCCGAAACAUUAAUAAGCGGAUUCAAUGACAUUGAAUUAGAGCUGAGCUUCAAAAAGUUUUGUCCUAAGGUAGUCUUGGACAACGUGUUUUCUGGUCGACAAGAUAUUUCAAUUCUGGAGCCAACCUUGCCGCCUAACUUUAUAGACAAUGCAAUAAAGGUACGAGGGUUAGAUUUUCUGAUCUUUGUUUAGAGAUUUCUAAGUCUUGAUGACAGGGAUCAGAUGCUAUCAACGUUAACCAUGCCUCUGCACACUUUUUUGCAUCGUAUUUGGAAGAAAGCGGCCUGUUCCGAGAUGAGGCCAAAUAAGCAACUAAGCGGAAAGAUUGUUAGUACCCUUUGCGAAGAGAUAGUAUUGCAAUGCAGAUGUUCCAAGAACUACCUGAUGGAUAUAUUUGUGUUUUACAAUUAUACGAUCAACAAGAAGAUGAAUGUGGAAAUCUAUUACACCAAGUCUAUGCACAAGUUAGCUGUUCGUUUAAUUAAGAUAUCCUUUGUGGGUAUUGAACCUUUAUAUGUUAGAAGAAGGUAAUGGGAACUAAAUUUCUAACAUCACAUUAAUUUUAGUCCGCGAGUUCUUCCACUUGAUAUUCUUUUUGACAUUGGGACAUUUUUAACCAGGAAUGACUUGGAUGUUUGUCAAUUGGUGUGCAAAGAAUGGUAUCAGAUGAUUGAGAACAACAGGAAUGGUUUUGCUUUACAUAGCUUAACAUCUGCUAAACUUGUUUCGAAGGGGGAUUUUUUUUGUUUUGGUGUUUUCGACGAAGAUGAGUCCACCUCAAAUAUUGUCGACUUCAGGGAAAGACGUUGUAAUUUUGAAGUUGUGGUAUGUUUAGAGUCAUCUUUCAUUUAUGUAUUUUAUUUAGGGGAGUUUGUUCUAUCCUCUUCUGCGCAAUUCGAGUGUCCACAAGUUGUAUAUAAAGAGGAUUGAUAUGAGAAUUGUAUUUGAAAGUUUUGUAAAGGGGAUCAGUCGAUGUCUGCCCACUCAUAUUCGCAGAUUGGUUUUCUCCGCAGCCCAAGUUGACAGUAUGGAGAAAGUAUUUGAAUUUUCGGAAGCAAUCUUGAAGAUAAAGGAGUACGAAGUUGAAGUCUUCAGCGAGGAUCUCUUCAGGCAUAUCCUAAAGCAACCAAUAGUUCACCGAUGUGAUCGUCUGGUUUUGUACGAGGUAUGGGUAAACCGUAGAAUACUGACAAACCGUCCUUUUUCAGCAAUAUCACAGUAAUCGAGAGGUUCUUUUUGACGUCAUCAAUUUCUUUUCCACGUUUCCCCGCCCAUCUUGUACAUUUGUGAUGAGAAAUGUGGUCAGCGAAGACAGAGUCAAUGACCUAUUAUCAACGUUCAUAAAAGACUUCCAGAAGUCCAAGACUGCUAAUCCUUUUAGUCCAAUGUUGUUGGUGUUGCACCAUCAACCGCGUGAUCUUCCGAGUUGUUGUGUCAAUGCAAUCAAGGUCAAUGUUCCUGACGCCUUUGUCUUCGAGACACCCACUUUGUCCAAUGUAUAUCAUUUUGAGAAUGCGAGUGCGAACGUGAUCACAUUUUGCAUCGGUCGGACGAUUUAUCACCCAAUUAGACGGAUCUGCCACAUUAAGUUUGGAGUCGAGUAGAUGAAUGAAUGUAAAUGUAUAUAAAACUAGUUGUAUAUUGAUCGUAAAGUGUAUACUAAAUAAAGGAAGCUUUUGUCAUCGAAAUACAGUAUCGUCAACCCCAAAAUGAGUCAUUGCUUCUGUAUGAGUCAAGUGUUUCGCGGAGUUUUUUAUCGUAUAUCUUGUCGCUUUUUCUGCCGAAAAUAAGAAAGAGAUCCAAGAAGUCUUCCUUGUUUUGCUUAUUUUCAUUCUGUUGAUUUAGUGCUGUUGAAGAACUCUAAAAAUAAGAUGACUGCUCAAGUCCAGAUCUCCAGUCUAUUGGAGAAGAUGACCUCAGUGGACAAAGACUUCCGAUUCAUGGCUACCAACGAUUUGAUGGGCGAAUUGGAGAAGGAGGCCCUCAAGUUGGAUGAUGAGAUUGAGAGAAAAGUAGUAGUUUUAAUGCAGGAGUAACUGUAUAUUUUUUAACUUGUUAUAAUGCACAUGGCUUAUAUAUCUCCUUUUAGAUUACUCGGACUCUGCUAAAACUACUUGAUGAUAAGAAUGGAGAAGUUCAGAAUCUGGCAGUUCGCUGCUUGGCACCUUUGAUGAAUAAAGCAAAACACGGAAAUGUAAGGUUUAAAGGAUAAGUUUUAUAUUUUUUUAGGUCGAACUAAUCAUUCAGACCCUCUGCCAUAGUCUCCAGAGUCCAACCGAACGUUACCGUGACGUCAGUUCGAUCGCUCUGAAAACGGCUGUUGCGGAGUUAUCUUCCCAGAUGACCCCGGUUCAGACGAAGGAGAUCCUCGACACUGUUUUACCUGAAUUGCUCAAGAUUUUGCGUGAGUUUAAAGGAGAAGUCCUAUUUCAAAUUAUUUUUUUUUUCGUUUUUAGGGGAGGAUGGAAAACAAGACUCUGCUUUCAAAAUUGAAAUCACGGACAUUCUUGGUAUCUUGAUCACCAAAUUCGGUCAUUCAUCUUAUAUCGACUUCAAGGAUAUCGUUAAUGUUCUAUUCAUUCAACUCUCCAAGGAUCGUCAGUCUCUUCGUAAAAGAGCUAUUUCUGUUCUUGGUCAAGUCGCCGAGGUUGUAGAUGAUGAAGUAUACGUUAGUAUUGUGAAUCGGGUGUUUGAAGGUAUCCAAAAUGGUGGAUCUAAUUCGGUUAUCCGGGCUCAUGUCUUGGCUGCCAGCACUGUUUCUCGAUCAGGGCGAGGGUUGAAAAGCAGACUUCCAGAAUUUAUCAAACUUCUUGUGAAAUAUUGCCAAGAUACGGAUGACGAUGAACUGAAAGAUGCCUGUGUUCAUGCUUUUGAAGUGUUUAUCUCCAGAUGCAACAAAGAAAUUACGCCCUACUUGUCCGAUAUUGAAGGAAUUUGUGCAGAAUUUAUCAGGUAUGAUCCCAACUACCAAUACGAUGACGAAAACGGCGACGAUUCGAUGGAAGUGGAUGCAGGUAUGUAACUAUUUGUUUAUUAUAGCGUUUAGAAGAAGAAAAUGACGAAGAAGACGAUCUUGACGAUUAUUCCGAUGACGACGAUUUUAGCUGGAAGGUCAGGAGGAGUGCUGCGAAGUGUUAUGAAGCUUUGAUCAACUAUAGAACCGACAGAUUGGGAGAACAUUUCACUAAUAUUGCUCCCUUAUUGUUGAACAGAUUUAAGGAAAGAGAAGAGAACGUCAAAAUUGACGUCUUCAAAGCUUAUGAGGCUUUGCUCAAACAGACAAGACUUUAUCUUCCCGAGAAGCUGGCACAGUUUGACAAUUCUACAAAUAUCAGUCCUUUUACAGCUCUCGAAGCUAAAAAUAUUUCGUUUUCGAAUGAGAUGGUCAAGAAAGUGUUCGAGGAUGAGGCUGAUGGAAAGCAGAAGGCGGUCUUGACUGCAUAUAAUGAACAAGUCCCGAAGUGUGUAAAGGCGAUUUGCAAGCAGCUGAAGUCAAAGUCGGCCAAUGUCAGGCUUCAUUGUUACUCUCUGCUGACUUCCCUUGUGAGGUAACGAAGCUUUCACACGUUCUUUCUAAUUACAAAUGGUUUUUUAAACGUUUUCAUUUUAGGGCAUUCCCCGGAUGUUUGGAGCGGCAUUUUGAAAUCCUGAUUCCGCUAAUUCAGAAUUCCGUGAACGAGGAAUCAGCUGACAAUGCCACCAAGAUUGAUACUCUGCAAUUUCUGAACCUGUCGUUCUGUUCUCACGAGCCCCAGGUAAUCCUAUUAACCUUUAAAUUAUUUAUAGAAGGUGUUUAAGGUCUGCGAACACCUGUCAGUCGGUUUGUUUCUAUCUGAUAUUGUUGUAAUACGUUUAUUUAUAGGUCUUCGUCUCGCACUUUGAAUCAUUGGUGGCGAUUAUCAUCAAAUGCGUGAACGAAUCUUUUUACAAAGUCAGCGCAGCAGCUCUGAUUGUCCUUCAGUCAUUAAUUAUUGUCCUCAAACGGACUGGAGAAGGGGAAAAGUACCUUGAAAGUAUCUACAAUGUGAUUGUAUCGAAGCUUAAGGUCGGGGAUAUCGAUCAAGAAGUGAAGGAACGCUCAAUAGCUGCUGGCGGAGUUCUUUUAUCGUCCUUUGGAGCUGAAUUAGGCCCCAAGUUGGAGGAGAUAUUGCCUCUUUUGUUGGAUAAAAUCAAUAAUGAGAUCACUCGGCCGACUACUGUCCAAGCGUUCUGUGUCAUCGUCAACUCUUCUGAGACUAUUGAUCUUUCGUUGGUUUUGGAUAAUCUUCUUCUUCAAUUAUCCGAUUUCUUGAGGAAGAAUCAAAGGGCUUUGAAGGUAUAAUUUAGGGUUUUUAAAAGAAGAGAUAACGGCGAAAUGUCAAAUUUGUAUUUUUAGAUUGCCUCUCUGACUUUGAUGAGCUCUCUGGUUAGCAAAUAUCCUCCGUCACAACUUCCAUCUCAAGGAAUCUCCAAAGUUAUCAAUGAAUUGCCAGUCCUGAUGGUGGAGUCUGACCUGUUUAUUAGCCAGCUCUCACUUCGUUUGGCCAAAGGUAACGUGUUCUAUUUAAGCGAUUAUUAUGGUUUAGAUUUUACACAAAAGUUCCCAUCCGAGAUUUCUCCUUCUCUUGGCAGCGUAAUCGAGGCGUCAGUGACGUUGGCCAACAACUCUCUGCUCGUUGGAAACAUGCUCCAAUGGGCUGUAGAUCUAUUUGUUAACAUUGCCUGCGGUGAUAUCCCCGGAAAGCCCGAUUUCUUGGUUGGUUUAUAUCGGGUUUUUAGAAGAUCUGUGUUAUUUUAGCAUCUAAUGGAACUUCUGACCCUGCAAAUCUACAAUAAUGCCAAAGGCCUAAGCCGUCAGACAUAUCAAAGCGUCGCUGUGAUUAUGGCAAACGCAACAAAAGCUGUAAACGAUGUGAAUUCCACCACAAAGAUAGUCACUGGAUUAAUUCAAGUGCUUUCCAAGGACGACGGGGAUGGUCUUGGCCUCUUUGCUUUGACUGCCCUUGGAGAACUUGGUCGCAUUUUCCCUGAUUCCUUCCAGAUUUCUAAAGUCGAUCCAGAGGAAUUGAUUACAAAUAGUUUUAAUUCCACUUCCGAAGAACGAAAGACUGCUGCCAGUUUUGCGUUCGGUGCUUUGGCUUGUGGAAACCUCGAGAAAUAUCUUCCGGCCUUGUUGAACGAGAUCAGCUCCCAACCCAACCGACAGUAUGUGUUGUUGCACGCUUUGAAGGAAGUGAUAAUCUCUCAAAAUACCAGUGAAAGAAGUGCUGUUGGCUUCAAUCAGGCCAUUAAUAACAUAUGGGAUGUUCUUGUUGCACACAGCGGUAGUAAGGAGGAAAGUACCCGCAGUGUGGUCGCCGAAUGUAUGGGAAGACUUUGCAGGAUUAAUCUUGAUGAACUGCUCCCGCGUCUGAUCGUAAGCCUCUUGGAAGCAUCUUAUUAUAUUUGAUUACAGGAAUGCAGUACAAGUGGAAAUCCGAAACAACGAUCAACUGCCGCUGGUGCAGUUCGUUUUAUGAUCGUGGAUUCGAAAGCGGUCUCGAAUGAUGCCCUGAGGAACAACCUGGGCUCUCUUCUUCGAGCUAUUGAUGACGACGAAUUGGACGUAAGAAGAACCACGAUUAUGACUCUCAACUCCGCAGCUCAUAACAAACCCCGCUGGGUAAGUGAGGCAAAAAGAGGUCUGAUCGCGUGGUUCUUGUCGCUUUCUUUUUAAUUGUGAUGUCUUCUGAAACGUCGAAUUAAUUUCAGAUUAAAGAACUUCUGCCCACUUUACUCCCAUCUCUCUACCGAGAAACCGAGAUUCGAAAAGAUCUUAUCCAUGAGGUCCAAAUGGGUCCUUUCAAGCACGUCGUUGACGAUGGCCUUGACUUGAGGAAGUCUGCUUACGAAUGGUAUAAUAUAUUUAAUAUUUUAACAAUUUUUUUACCUGCAGGUCUUCUGAGAAAUAUGCCGGAAUAUUUUUUUCGAUUUCUUGGCGGUCAGUCAAGAUAUCCAAGUAGUUCUUUUUGCGAAGUUGGGCUUUUUUUGCGCACGAAAAUUUUUUUUCCGCCAGUGCGGAGAAUAGUGGAUUCGGCGGAGACUUUAGUGGUAUUUUUUGGUCACCAAUCUUUAACGCUCUAUUAUGCAUUUUGAUGGUUGCAAAGAUGACAUUUUUUUAUUCUUACGUUUUUCAAGAAUUUGGGGGACACUUGCCACAUCGGCGGGGGCCACAACUCAGCUUCGGGUAAUGGUAUAAAGCCGGUAACCAUUUUUUAGGUCUGCCUAGCAUUCCUUUCUGAUUCCGUACUCUCUAAAAUUUUUUCGCCAAACCUUGGAAGAAGGUUAGCCAUUGGUGAACGACUUGGUGCACCAGAAAACAACAAGAUAUUUUUCGUUCAAAUUUCGCUUUGUCCUGCUGUUUCAGCCUCCGCACGGUGCACUUGGACUCUGUCGGUGUUGCAGCGACAACACUGCACCGUGAAAUCGCUAAAUGCGAUCGCAUAACGUUGUUGCCGGCCUUCUGAUCCAUUGCGGAAAAUAUUUGAACUUUUUCAUCCUCUUUAUCCUGCAAAAAAUUUUUUUUUGAUAUCUUGACUGAACGCCAAGAAAUCGGCAAAAGCUUUCCCGCACAUUUCUCGUAACACCUGUACAAACUGUCUUUGCAGUAUGUACACUUUGAUGGAACACUGUCUGGACCGUAUUAAUGUCAGCGAAUACAUGACCUACGUUGAGAAAGGCCUUCAGGUAAGGAUAAAUUAAGCAGAUCAUUCUUUUUGAUUUCCAGGAUAGUCACGACAUUAAGCUCUUGAAUCUUUUGAUGUUGACUCGUUUGGCUCAGACCUGCAGUGCCCAAGUGGCUCAGAGAAUUGAUCGAUUUGCUGACUUGCUGUCUGUAAGUUCAUUGGAUUAUCAUUAUAAUAUCUGUACUCGAAUAUUAAUUUUUGUUUUUCAGCCCCUUCUAGUCCUAAAGGCCAAGGAAUCGUCGGUAAAGCAAGAGAGUGAUAAGAUCGAGGAGCUGAAGCGUGCUUGCAUUAGGACUAUUUUAUCGUUGAAGGUGAGUUUAACUGGAAUUGUCGGGUCUGGGGCUCUUAUCUCUUCAACUUUUUAAAAGUAUUUCUUGUUUUUUACUCUUUAUUUUUUUAUUUUUAGCGAAUUCCGGCAAUGGAGCGUUCCGCGCGUCUCCAGAGUUGUUUCGAGACUGUCCAGCACGAUCAGAAGUUGAAAAGUAUUCUGGAUUCUCUCGAAAAGGACAACACGCUGAAGCUUCUCUCAGUCCACAACCAAGAUAUUCAGAUGGAAGGCGAUUACUAA